This is a messenger RNA of Adineta steineri, 1692 nucleotides long. NCBI's taxonomy places the organism in Eukaryota, Metazoa, Rotifera, Eurotatoria, Adinetida, Adinetidae. The record is from the annotation of a GenBank genome assembly.
AUGUCUAUUGGAUUGAAUCGAUUUUGGUCUUCACGUCGUCGUCGAUUUAUUUCAAUUGGAUUAAUUGGACUAACAACAACAAUAACAAUAAUAAAAGUACGAAAACGUUAUAAUGAUCUAAUUGAAUUCGAUGAAGAUGAAGAUGAUGAAUUUAUAAAACAUACAAAUAGUGAACAUAAAAAAUCGUUUUAUCAUGGAAUGCAUCAUCCAUUUCUUACAAAUGAUAUUGAAGAAUUAAAUUUAUUUAAAAAAUAUUAUUCGAAAUAUGAUUUUUUAAUUGGAAAUAAUCUUAAUGAAAUUAAAGAAAAACAUUCAUUAAAAACUCCUGUAAAAUUUCGUUCAAUAAAAGAAUAUAAAAAUGAAAUAAUUCAUGAAAAUAUUUCAACAUUAUGUGUUGGUGGUGCCCCAGCAUUAAUUUCUGCUGUUGAUUUAAUUUCAAAUAAAAAUGAAAAAGAUUUAAUUUAUUUAAAUGAUUUUCGUCGAAUACCAAUUGCAAAUGGAUCAGCAUGGCAUCUUGAACAAGAUGCUCAUACAGAAGCACCAACAAAUUAUAAACCAACAAAAUUUCUUUCUGAUCAAUUAAAACGAAUUUUUUAUGAUAAUAUUUAUUUAAAAGAUAUUUCUAAAACAGGUGAAUUUCCUUGGAGAACAAUUGAUUGGUUAUCAUGGAUCUAUCAUCCCUCGCAUUGGUAUAGAGCUUUAAAAUUAUCAAUACAAUUUCAAAUCUUUACAAUGUUUAAUGAUCGAACAAAUCUUUUAAAUGAUGUUUCAAAACAAUGUUUUAUAAACGAAGUCUUUUUUUCAAAAUUAAAUGAAAUUUUAAAUAAUAAACUUCUUUUAGAACAAUCAGGAUCAAUAAUUAUUGCAAGAAAUCAACAAGAAAUAAAUGAUUUAAAUCAAUUAAAAGAUAAUUUAAUUGAAGAAGGAAGAAAUUUAAAUAUUUUAUCAAAAGAAACUUUAUUACAACGUUAUUCAUUUAUACCAAAUGGUUUAAUGUUUGCUGAAAAAAUUCAUGAUCGAGUUUUAGUUGCAAAUUUUCAACAAAUUCUAAAUGAUUAUUUAAUUAAACAAGGUGGAAAAGUUCUUGAUGGAACAUUAGAUACAAUUUAUAUUGAUGAGAAACAAUCAACUGAUGGUGGUGGUAUUGCAUCAAUUAAAUAUGGAAAUGGUCAAAAGAAAUUUAUAAAAUUUUCUCGUUUAAUUUUAUCAUUAGGAAAUCAAGAAAUUUUUACAGAAAAUAAUAAAAGAUUAUUUGAUGUUGUUUCAGCACGUGGUGUUUCAAUGUUAGCAUUGAUUUAUUUACCAAAAGAUUAUAAAAUUCCACCUGUUUUAGUUUGUGGUGGAACAAAUCAUGUUACGAAUUUAUCUCCUCAACCAAUUCAAAUAGAUGAAAAUACAAAUUUAUUUUUAAUGAGAUUUACAGCAGGUGCUUGUAUUACACCAAAUAUUUCCAAUAAAUAUACAUCCUUUUAUGAUUCAACUGUUGCUGUUGGAUUAUUAAAAUCUGUUAAAAAUACAUUUCCAACUAAUACGAAAAUUAAACCCAUUUUUAUUUAUGGAUGUAAUAGACAAGUUAGUCAAUAUGGACAAAUUAAUUGGAUUGAACCAUAUAAAAAUAUUUUUAUUCAAUAUGGAGCUGCAGGUGGUGGAUUAACAAGAGCACCGGAUUUUAUUACGAAUUUUAAUAAAUAA